AUGAGAAGACUCCAUCGAAAACUGCCGCUCUUCCUCUUGCUCCUCAUCAUAAACGGUAAGUUCUCCUCAACAUUAUUCAGUUUUAUCUUCCCUUUGUAAAAUUGUUACAACCUUUUUCGUCUUCCCCCUCAAUCUCUUCUCUUUCAAAUCUGCUGAUUUAUCCCCUUGAUUGAUAACUGAUUGGGAUCAGAAGUCGUUCGUUUUCAAAUACGACUACACUUCGGAUAGGUGCCAAGGACCCGAAAAGAUUCAAAAGGAAAGGGACCAGUUCAAGUUUGCCGACGCAUUGUGUUCCCUCGCUUCUCAGUUGAUUUAUAGCCCGUCGAGUACGGUAUCAAAGACCAUGCAGUGAAACUUUUGAGACUAGACUUUCCAGUUUCCUUCUCAGUAGUUUCCGGCUCAUUUCCCCUGGCCACUUCCCAUAUCCGACGUCUUCUUCAGCUUCUUCUUCUUCUUCUUUCGCUCACUUUUUCCCUCCUAAUGUUUACAAGCGCUAAUCCAUUGAACCUCUCUCUCUCUCUCUUUUGCCGCAUUCGGGGGUCUACCAGUUUGCCUCUUUGUUCGGUUCGCUUCGGUACUGCCGUCCGUCAGUUCUUGCGCCCCUCUUCACCUUCACCGUCAUCAUCGUCGUCGUCGUUGUCGGAAUCCCGAUCGAUUCGGAAGCUUCGCCCGCCAAUCCACAGCUGGCAUGAGAUGGAUUUGGCAUAUAAAGGCUGGGAAUCGACGGGCGUUGCGCAAUAAUAUCGUCGUUUUUUGCGGUUGCGACGCCCCAGAGUGAAGAGAGAGGAAGAGGGAGAGAAAGGAGGAUCAGAGGAGGCAGAUAAGCUUGAAUCGGUGCGAAGAAACAGCCCGCGGGCCCAAAUCCAUGCCAUCACGCCUCCGAGGAAAAGAAACGUUUUGAUAACGGUCUGUCUCUGUAGUGGCCAUCUGCGGGAGAGGGGGAGAAGAAGUCGUUGUUCGCAUAGUUAAAUGGCCAAUCAUCGUUCCCACUUCGCCCCUGGAGACCACGCCGAAGAAUCUAGAAGGAGAAUGAGACGGGUUGAGAAGCAUCUUCCGGAGCAGAUAAACUAUUCGAAUAUACAGAUCGUGUCAUUGUUGUCCACUCGGUGUCUCUCUCCACUUUUUGCCCGUUCAUCGCACCGUCCAUCUGCCAUCGGCGGGCGCCUGUUCCUAUCUAUUUCUGCCAAUGUUCUCGUCAAAAAUCGAAAAAGAAACAGUUGUUUUGGUCACUUUCUCGAACACUCGGUCACCGUGUCUGUCCUUUCUAAUUCGAUCAACUCGUUAGAUAAGUAUUGUUUGUGAACUGCCCUCCUCGUUCCGAUUAUUCGCUUCGACGCCAGGAAGCCUCUCCUGAGGGGGUCAUUUAAGAGUGUGGAUGGCUAUCCAUUCCGACACGUACUAACAUAAUAAUGGCCUUCGUUUCCUCAUAGUGCCGCCAAAAGAAACGCAGAAAAAAGUGAGACAAUUAUUCGUGAAGAAGGAGGUUUUUAUAUGAAGGAGAAAGUGCCGAAAUUAUGGUUAGGACGGGCAAACCGUCGACAGUAUUGUUAUGGUCUUCUUCUUUUUCGGUCUUCUUCUUUGCCCCCUUUGGAGAAGGUUACGGAAACUGAAAGAGAAACUGAAAAAGAGAAAAAAGAGAUGAGAAAGAAAGAAGGAGAGCGAAAGAAUGUACUUGUCGGAACACGACAAUGCCCGGGUUGUAACGAGAUGAAAAUGAUGAACCAUAGUAAAGAGGAAGUUGCAAAAAGUUGACUACGAACUGAAACCUACACGGCAUCUUCUUCUUCUUCUUCUUCUCCUUGAAUCUAUUUAAGCCUAGAAACCAAAAAAGUUGCACAAUUCUCGACCACUUGACCAACAAUCAUCGGAUUUGCAGACUUCAGAAUAGACGCGCAGACGCUUAGUCCUCCGAUUACGGACCGUUUCAAGUGCCUGACGAAUGGAUGUUGCGAUCAUCACGAGUGGUGUCGAUUUUGGGCUUCAAUCGGGGAAUGUAAUGUGAGUUUUUGUUAGAGCAAACACUUCCUCAUUCAUUCGAAAAUCAAAAAUCGCUGUGGUUUUCCGUUAAACGACUCGAUUGUCCUGUCCAACUUCCGAAUUGGUUUAAUUUUGAUUUGAUAUCCCAUCCGACCUAAGAUCAUGUCCAAAAUCUCAGGCGAACAAGGACUGGAUGACCGAAAACUGUCAACUGGCUUGCGGGACAUGCACCGCUCCGCCGGCACCGCUUCUCCCGAUCACAACAACUGGUAAGUGAUCUCAGGUGACCCUCACCUCCUUUGUUAUCAUUUCCUUUAUGAUCACACAAAGUUAGCCUCCCCUCAAUUGACCGUGAAAUGUCGAUGAUGUCUGUGUGUUGGCACGCUCCCCCGUUUGCCUUUGACCUACUAAUUUCGGUUGAUUAGGGGGGAGCGAGAUGAAACGAAAAUUGUUGGUAUUAGGCGCUGACGGUCGCGGCAGUGUAAUCAAACUGGCUACCAGCUACCAAUCCUAUUAGAGCGUUUUCACGUGGCAACUAUAAUCAUACGCUAGAAUGACUCCCCUGGAACACGAAACCCCGACAGUUUACAACUUUAAACUGAACAGUCGAGGAGGAGUGAAAACGAAGAAAACGGGACGAAUUUUGCAGUGUUUCAAACAGUUAUUCAAACAAAAAACCCGCUGCGGGUCGGAUCAGAUCACUUUUACAACUACAACACUCUCUUUUCAUUUACAAACGGUUUGCAGCCUCUUCCACACAGGGAUUCAAUGGCGGAUUCGUGCAGACGACUACCGUAUCCUCGGGUCCCACCACGACAGUCAUCAUUCCGCCGUCUGACCUGACACCGGUCAACUCGUGCGAUCGCGUCAAAGACAGCAUUGCUCAGGCUUCAGAGGUGAGAGUUUUGAACGAUUAUACUUAUUCCAACCAUGCCCUCUUUCAGCUUAUGUCGAUUUCCCGACUGAUCAAUCCGGUGGAAGACAACUUCGGAAGGAACAUGCUCUCCAUCGACGACAUCACCAGAAGCGUCCCGACUGGAUGUGUUCCCCAGCUUUCCGAUGUCGGCGUCGACUGCCACAAGAGUCUCUGCUACCAUCUCAUGUACCGUACUCUCGACGGAACCUGCAAUAACCUGGAGAAGCCGAUGCACGGAGCCGCUUUCCGUCCGUUCAACCGUCACUUCGCUGCGCAGUACGACGACGGUCGCGGCGAGCCCAUUUCUUCCCUGAACCAAUCCCGGCCGAGCGCCCGAGAAGCCAACCGAGUCAUGCUUUCCUCCGCUCAGUCCGUGGUCCAUGAUAAGGUCAGUUGCAUUCUUUUCUGAUUAGAUGAUUAGCUUUACACUUUUCAGUUCAACAACAUGAUGAUGCAAUGGGGUCAAUUCAUGUCGCAUGACAUGUCGAAGACCACCCUUCAGCCAUCGGCAACUGCAAGACGUGCGACCCGGUGCCGUCGAAGUGCAUGCCGAUUCCGAUCGGAGAGAAGAUCCGAACCUCGGAUUCAAAUCGAAGCAGUGCCUGAAAGUAUCCAGAUCCGCGCCUAUCUGUAGAGUGGAGCCACGAGAGCAACUCAAUGAGAACACCGCCUACAUUGACGGAUCCAUGAUUUACGGAAGCUCUUUGAAAGAUCUUCACAAGUUCAGAGACGGAAGAACUGGAUUCCUGAGAGUGACUCGAUUCAACAACCAGAAUGUGCUUCCUUUCGACCAGUCGAAGUGCGCCAACAAGGACAAGUGCACGGCUUCUUUCACUGCCGGCGACAUUCGUGCCAAUCUGUUCAUCGGACUCUCUUCGCUUCACAUUCUCUUCGCCAGAGAGCACAACAGAAUCGCGCAGAAGCUGAGCGAACUGAACCCGACGUGGAGUGGAGACAGAGUCUUCCAGGAGGCUCGUAAGAUCGUCGGAGCCCAGAUUCAGAACGUGCUCUACAAGGAAUAUCUUCCGAAGCUUCUCGGAGUUUCCUUCGACAAGGUCAUCGGGCCGUACAAGGGAUACGACACGAACGUGGAUGCCACCAUCGCCAACGAAUUCACCACUUCGGCGUUCCGUUUCGGUCACGGAAUGAUCGAAGAGUUCUACAAAAGAGUCGACCUCUCCGGCAACAACAUCACACAUGGCGGCUUCUUCUUCGGCGACGGCGUCUUCAAGUCUGGCAAGAUUCUCUUCGAGGGAGGCGUCGAUCCGAUCAUUCGUGGAUUUAUGACUACCGCCGUGAAACGACCGCAUCGCAUGACGCCGGCGAUCACGGAGAAAAUGUUUGGCAGGUGCGAAGAGGAGGAACAAUGCGCAUUCAUUCAUCUUACUUGUUCUCUUUUUUCAGCACCGACCUCGGAUCGUUGAACAUUCAGAGAGGAAGAGACCACGGAAUUCCGUCGUACAACAAAAUGAGGACGUUCUGCGGACUCAAGUUUGCCAACACUUUCGAUGAUUUCGCAGAUAUGAUUCUCGAUAAAAACUUGAGAUUGGGACUUGCCAGAAACUACAAUACUACGAGUGAGAGGGCGGAGAAUGGUUGGAACUGAAAGAACCGAUUUUAGAUGACGUCGACUUCUACGUGGGCUCGAUGCUCGAAGAUCCAGUGGUCGGAGGACUCGUCGGAACCACUUUGAGCUGUGUGAUCGGAGAGCAAUUCAAGAGGGCGAGAGACGGAGACAGGUAGGACAACAGAAUCCCUUCGAAUUCACAACAAUUCACUCGCUAAGAUUCUACUUUGAAAACCCGGGAAUCUUCACGAGACCGCAGGCGGAAGAGAUCAAGAAGUCGACGCUUUCGAGAAUAAUCUGCGACAACGCGGACAACUUCGAGCUCGUCUCGCAGGACGCCUUCCUGCUCCCCGGCUCCAAUUUGACGCCGUGCUCCAAGAUUCCCGAGAUGGAUUUGUCCAAGUGGCGGGCUCUCUAG
Messenger RNA from Caenorhabditis sp. 36 PRJEB53466, 4878 nucleotides. Lineage: Eukaryota; Metazoa; Nematoda; Chromadorea; Rhabditida; Rhabditidae. The record is from the annotation of a GenBank genome assembly.